This is a messenger RNA of Geosmithia morbida, 1104 nucleotides long. Its product is annotated as putative methyltransferase. The transcript has a single exon. Gene Ontology annotation, molecular function: protein-lysine N-methyltransferase activity. Bases 1 to 1104 code for a protein of 367 amino acids. NCBI's taxonomy places the organism in Eukaryota, Fungi, Ascomycota, Sordariomycetes, Hypocreales, Bionectriaceae. The record is from RefSeq and is a predicted model, not a curated record. Gene Ontology annotation, biological process: peptidyl-lysine dimethylation.
AUGUCACUCACAUCACGAAUAACCCUGACGGGAACAAAUGAGGACGAGCCAGAGGACCUACUCUCCAGCGCCCUGGGCGUGAUAUACCCGGACGACGUGACCAACCAGCACGGAGACGCCGACCAUCCCCUCUUGUACACGUCGCCGCACCUGCCCGGCCCGCCGUUGGGGUUCGACCUGAUGGACCCUGAUGCUGAGAGGGAGAGGAUGCUGUUCAGCCAUUACAUGUGGAAUGCUAGUCUGCUCAUGGGGGAGCUGGUCGAGAGGGAUACACUUGGCCUAGAGGGUGAGGGCGAGGCCGGACCCGGAUUCGGACCCGGGAUGAGCGAAGGUGUAAGUGGGGUUGGGGUCGGGAUCGUUGACGGGACCACAGCGGGCGGAGCGAGGGACCCGAACGAAGCGGGGACAAGGACAUUUGACGUCAGGGGAAAGUCAAUCGUCGAGCUAGGUGCCGGUACUGCACUGCCGAGCAUCAUGGCCGCCAUACUCGGAGCGUCGCGCGUCCUGGUCACGGACUACCCCUCUCAACCGGUGCUCGAGAUGCUGAGGGGCAAUGUCAGGAGGAAUACGGAGGGCAGGACGGGGAUUGCGAUCGAGGGUACGACCACGAGCAUGCCCGUCAUCGAGGUUGAGGGUCACGAGUGGGGUGUGUUUGAGCGAAGCGAGGAGGAGGAAGAGAGCAAGGAUGGCGAGGGCAGAGAGGACCAAGAGAACGAGAGCGAGCGCGGCGAGGACCAAAAAUUGGAGAAGAAGAGAAACAAGUUUGAUAGGGUGAUUGCAUGUGACUGUCUAUGGAUGCCAUGGCAGCACGAAAACCUCAGGAAAUCAAUAGGUCACUUCCUAGCUCCCGGCCCCGAAUCGAGAGCAUGGGUCAUUGCGGGGUUCCACACCGGCCGAGCCAAGAUGGCCGGCUUCUUCGAGACGGAGGCCCUCCGACGCGAUGCCGGUCUGGAAGUGGAGCACAUCUGGGAGAGGGAGUGCGACGGCAAGGAGAGGGAGUGGGACCCCGAGGGGGAGGAGGAGGAUCCCGGCAUGAGGAAGAGGUGGCUCGUCGUUGGUAUCCUCAAGAAUGCCACGGGCUCAUCUCAGAACCAUAGCAUAUAG